Molecule: messenger RNA, 1060 nt
Organism: Archocentrus centrarchus (flier cichlid)
Lineage: Eukaryota; Metazoa; Chordata; Actinopteri; Cichliformes; Cichlidae
Product: G2/M phase-specific E3 ubiquitin-protein ligase-like
Exons: 7
Coding region: 62-1060 (332 amino acids)
Molecular function (GO): ubiquitin-protein transferase activity
Source: RefSeq, a predicted model, not a curated record
UGACCUCCAAGAAGCCAUUUCAAGGUCUCUAGAUUCAAGUGCAAUUGAGAGUGACCUACCGAUGAGCUUAGAGAGUAUCAUGGCGCAGAUUGUCUCUAGAGUAAAUAAUGACAGCACUGUACGCUUCAAUAUCAUAAGACGAAAUGUGUGGGAUGGAGCAUCCAGAGCCAUGGGCAGAUCCAAUUUUUCACCUGAGAAGAAGAUAGAUGUCAAGUUUACUGAUGACUAUGGAAUAUCUGAGGGUGCUGUUGACAAUGGAGGACCUACUCGGGAGUUCUUCCGACUUUGCCUUGAUGAAGUCAAGGACAAAAUUGGCAUUUUUGAAGGUCCACCUAAUGCUAAAGUCCUUACGUGCAAUUCCAAAGCAAUGAAAGACAAUGGAUACUUCUGCGCUGGCCAGAUCAUGGCAAUGUCAAUUGCCCAUGGAGGACAGAGUCCAUGUUUCUUAUCUGAACUCUUGUAUGAGUGUCUUCAAAAGGGUCCAGACAACAUCAAAGUCAACACUGACCAUAUUACUGAUGAAGAAACAAGGUCACAGGUGCAAUCGAUCUUAGAAGCUGACACAAAAUCACAACUGCAGGUUGCAGUUGCACAGGCAGGCAGCUUGAUCAGUCUUGCUGGUCACAAUGUUUGCAUAACACUGGAAAACAAACAAGAAACUGCUUUGGAUUUGGCUCACUGGUAUGUCCUCCAGCGAACCCGUGCACCUUUUGAAAGGUUCAGAGAUGGCUUGAGGUCUCUAGGUGUCCUAGAUGCUCUACAGAAAUAUCCUCUUCAGAUGAAGUGCCUUUUCGUGAAAGCUGGAAAAGCUCUGAAAGCGACUGAUAUGGAGAAUCUUUUCAAGAUCAUUCACUCCGAGCGAGGAAGUAAUGCAUUCCAAGACGAGUGCCGAACCCUGGCUUUCUGGCAAGACUAUCUUCAGGAGGCUGAAUUUGAAAACGAUGUCUCUCUGGAAGAUAUCCUUGUUUUCUGCACUGGAUGUGACAGCAUUCCGGCACUGGGUUUCUCUCCAAAGCCAAGCCUUGAGUUUAUCACAAACUGCAAAUUUCCAAUUCCAUAG